CCCCUUUCACUCCUUGUGGUCAGAGAGACACCGGAAACAGUGCCGCCCAAUCUCAUUGAAUUCCUUCAUGAGCAGUAUAACGCCGAGAUUCUCCGCGGUGAUACACGUGCUCAGGACAGCCCACUCAAGAGGGAAGACUUUGCCAAUUACUGGUUCAAUGAAUGGGCAGAUGUGGCGACCUUGGCCACAGAAGGCCACGAUGGAUCUCUCUUGGAUUCCUCUGACUGGAAAGGGGGAUACGUGGGGGCUUUGAGGAUCAUGUCCAACUAUCCGGCCCGUUCCUCGCACAUCUGCCAUGCUGAUUUUGUCACUGCCCCUACAAUUGCCCGUCGAAGUGCCCUCGAGGGACUCGGUCGAGCCUACUUGGAAUAUGCAGCUGAGCUCGGCUACGCGUAUGCCAUGUUCAAUCUUGUCUUUGCGACAGAUACUGAGUUUAUAGCGGCACUGAAGAAGCUAGGAUUCGAGAUAAUUGGUCGUAUACCCCAGGCUGCACGUGUGAAAGAUCAGGAAGAACUUGUAGAUGCUUUUGUCUUUGGAAGAUCAUUG
Aspergillus steynii IBT 23096 is the source of this 546-nucleotide messenger RNA. RefSeq names its product GNAT family N-acetyltransferase. NCBI's taxonomy places the organism in Eukaryota, Fungi, Ascomycota, Eurotiomycetes, Eurotiales, Aspergillaceae. The transcript has 3 exons. The record is from RefSeq and is a predicted model, not a curated record. The annotation marks the transcript as partial.